This is a messenger RNA of Serpula lacrymans var. lacrymans S7.9, 774 nucleotides long. RefSeq lists its product as uncharacterized. The transcript is spliced from 4 exons. NCBI's taxonomy places the organism in Eukaryota, Fungi, Basidiomycota, Agaricomycetes, Boletales, Serpulaceae. The coding region runs from base 1 to 774 and encodes 257 amino acids. The record is from RefSeq and is a predicted model, not a curated record.
AUGGCUGAGUGUGGUAUCUGUUUAGACCAGCUGAAAUCACCCGUUUCUAUACCGUGUGGCCAUGUACACUGUGAAAGCUGCCUGAUAGCACACGUCAAUGCCAGCCCAGAUGCGAUGAAGGCCGCUUGUCCCACCUGCCGGUCAAAAUUCUAUGUUGUCUCUCAAAAUCUUGCUCUCGUGCCACCAAAAUAUCAUGAUUUCCUACUUCCCAGUGUUCGAAAACUGUUUAUUGAUAUCCCAUCGCAAUCCCGUCUGAAAAAAGAUGUCGCCAUACUCAACGGGCGUGUCAAGUCGUUGCAAAAGGACAAAGAUUUGCUAAUGGAAAAAUGCGAGGCAUACAUGGCUUCUGCAGACAAGCACGCACAAGGUGAAAAAGAAGCCAGAAUGAGAGCCGGGGAGGCUCAGAGACAGCUCGAAGAACUACAGAAGAAGUAUACGCUCAUGAAAAAGAAAUAUCGAACUGAACCACGGGAUGAUUGUGUAAAUGCGAGUAACGCGAGCACCUCUAUGAUGUCCGUCGCUUCUACUAGUCGUCAGAAACCCGAGUCAGCGGAAGCACCUUCGCAACGUCUUCCUGCCCGAAACUUCCUUGAACCCCUUAAAUCCUCAACGUCUUCUCGACCCAAGCGCCCACUUCCUAAAUCUAGGCUUUGGCUUCCUUCCCACUUGGCAGACAAUAAUAUGCUUGACCCUCCUCCCAUAUUCAGGAAAAAAUUGCGCACCAUCAGACGCACGGACGUUCAUAUGAGUGGCAGCGAUACCGAACAUUCAUAG